ACGCGGAAGUACCCGAAAGACCCGGAAGUAAAAAGAGAGGUGUCAUGGCGGAGGCGGACGGUGUGAGUGUGCGGUCAGUGCUGCCAUGUCUGCGGGAAGCUGAGUUGAUUAAACAGGGCGCGGAGGCCCGAGUGUACCGGGUUCGGUUCUUAGGGAGGAGCGCCAUAGUGAAGGAGCGGUUCCCCAAACGGUACCGACACCCGGCUCUGGAUGAGAAACUGACCCGCCGCCGCGUCGCUCAGGAAGUGCGGUCCAUCCUGCGCUGUCGGAAAGCAGGCAUCGCAGCUCCAGUCGUCUACUUCGUCGAUCUCAGCUCCAACUGUAUUUUCCUGGAGGAGAUCACCGAGUCGAUCACCACACGUGAGCACAUCGCAGCCGCUCGGGCUUCCGGACGCUCCGUCGAGUCUCUACACGACCUCGCGGAGAACAUGGGCCGGAUCCUGGCUAAGAUGCACGAUGAGGACGUGAUCCACGGAGACCUCACCACCUCCAACAUGCUUCUGAAGACGGAGAGCUCCGGAGAACUCACACUGAUGCUCAUCGACUUUGGCCUGAGCUUCGUCUCUGCUCUGCCCGAGGACAAAGGUGUGGACCUGUAUGUGCUGGAGAAGGCCUUCCUCAGCACGCACCCCAACACUGAGACUCUCUUCCAGAAGCUUCUACACAGUUACACCGGGGCGUCCAAAAAAGCUCCGGCUGUAAUAAAAAAACUGGACGAAGUCAGACUCCGGGGGAGAAAGCGCUCCAUGGUGGGGUGAAAGAAAGAAAAAAACACAACGAGCCACUCUGCUGUGGUCAUGUGACUUUUUGUAAAUAAAAAUAAAUAAAUAUAUAAUUAUUUUUUUUGA
Silurus meridionalis is the source of this 848-nucleotide messenger RNA. It is a transcript of the gene tp53rk, whose product is annotated as TP53 regulating kinase. Bases 45 to 758 code for a protein of 237 amino acids. The record is from RefSeq and is a predicted model, not a curated record. Gene Ontology annotation, cellular component: nucleus; EKC/KEOPS complex; cytosol. The transcript has 2 exons. Gene Ontology annotation, molecular function: protein serine/threonine kinase activity; ATP binding. Lineage: Eukaryota; Metazoa; Chordata; Actinopteri; Siluriformes; Siluridae. Gene Ontology annotation, biological process: protein phosphorylation.